Messenger RNA from Condylostylus longicornis, 2099 nucleotides. RefSeq lists its product as uncharacterized. The record is from RefSeq and is a predicted model, not a curated record. Lineage: Eukaryota; Metazoa; Arthropoda; Insecta; Diptera; Dolichopodidae. Gene Ontology annotation, biological process: regulation of actin filament polymerization; negative regulation of apoptotic process. The transcript has 5 exons. The coding region runs from base 148 to 1029 and encodes 293 amino acids. Gene Ontology annotation, cellular component: apical plasma membrane; actin cytoskeleton; mitochondrion.
GAAGCAAAUUUAUUUCCAGAUAGUUCGGUUUCGGUUUUUUUUCCUUUUUUAUAUUAUUACAAAAGGAAGUAAAUAUUUAUAUUAUUAUAAAUAACAGUAUUUGCAAAACAUAUUUCAUUUGAAUAUAUUAUUUAAUUUUAUUUGAAAAUGGAUAUUUUAAAAAAAAUGUUUUCAAAAACCCAAGAAGGAAAAUCCGAAUCUGAAACUGAAUUUCAAAAGGAUGAGUUUCGUAAGCCGGCUUGGUAUGAAGAAGAUGAAACUGAUGAUGAACUUUUUGGAAGGACAAAAGCAUUUCAAAUUUUUACUAAUCCGAUCGAAUUGCAAAAGCAUUUUGAACGUCAAAUGCAAGAAAUGAUGAAAUCGAUUAGAGAAAUUGAAGAAAAUGGUGAUUUGUUUGACAGAGAUUUAAAGAACGAAUAUCUGAAACCUGGUUAUGAAAAAGAGUUCAAACAGCAUACAAGUGAUACUGAUUUGGACGGGGAAAUUAAUUCCGAUCAAUUACAUUCAUUGGUGCAACGCGUUUCACCUGAAUUGGAUAAUAUACUUUCAAAGCCGAAGUCAUCUAAACCAAUGUUUUCUAAUUCAAAAGAUAUAAGAAAAUUAGCAGAUGAAGAAAAAAUUUUGGGUAAAAUUCAUGGUUCAAUUAUUGAUGAAGAAGAGAAACGUCCGACAGUUAGAAAGAGGGAUCCUAUAACACCUAAAUUUUCGCCACAUUUUGGUGGAGUAUUUGAAGGAACAUAUCAGGGUCCGAAAAUGUUUGGUCAAAGUGUUGUAACACAUACAAUUCUUAAACCUGAUGGUACAUAUGAAACAAAACGCGUUGUCAAAGAUUCUGAAGGUAACAUAAAAACCACAGUUACGCGUACCAGGGAUGGUAAAAGUGAAACAGUAACAACAUACGGCGACGGGAAAACUAAAAAUUCAUCUCCAACUCUAAUUGAUGUUAACAAAACUGGAUCAAUUUUGGCAUCAGAUCGCAAUAUAUACGUAUCCAAAAAAGGAUAUGCCUUGCCAAUGAAUUUAUGGUGACCAGAAUUCGCCCAAGCCUCGAAUACUAUGAUAAUUUUUUGGAAAAUAUUUAUAUAUAUUCAACUAGAAAUUAGUAUAAACAUUUGGUGUUAUAGCUGAAAAUACUUGAUCUUCAGAAAAUCAUUAAUCUAUAUAAUUUGAAAUACAUACAAAUUUUUCUUUGCAAAAACAAAAUUACAUAAAUAUAAAACAUUAAAAAAAUAUGAUAUUUUAAAUAUCAUAAUCAUGUAAAAUUGAGUAAUUAAAAGAAUUUUUUCACAAGUAAAAAAAAACUGAAAGUUUACCUUAAUCAUGGAGAAAAUUCUUUUAUAGAUUCAACAAAAAAAAAAAAAUUAAAAAAAAAAACAAAAGCAGCAAAGCAGCUACUAAAGGUAAUGCGUUGUUAAAAUACAUUAUUUUGCUAAACCUGCUGAUAUAUUAAAAUUAAUGUAAUUGAAUUUGAUAUUUACAUUAUUUAUUAGUGUCGAUGGUAUAAGGUGAUGAGGAUAGUUAGCAAUCAAUAAUGCAUCUAAAGAAUUUGCUGAUGUGAAAUGAAUUCUGACAUAUUUGUAAUAUCUUUUAAAAAAUAUUUGUAUUUAUUUUUAAUUUAUAUGUUUCUUUUAAAUUUAUGUUUUUCAAAUAUAUAAAAAUGGAAUAAAAUGAAAAACAAAAUACAAAAAAUAGUUGACUCAAAAAUUAACGAAUAGUCAAAAUAUGAGGCGGUGAUUUAAAAAAAAAAAAAUUUUUUGAAAGACAAGACAAAUUUGAUACUUAAAUUUUUUAAGUAUUUAUCUUUAAUAAUGAAAUAUAAAAAACAAUAUUAUGAUCAAAUUAAUGGACUGAACGAUAUGAUACAAAAACAACUGUGACUAUAGUUAUUAUUCAGUUUGUUUAUUUAAGUUACUUAAUUGACUAAUUCAUGCAUUAAAUUUAUUUACAAAAAAAAAUUCAAUUCAAAAGCAAAAAUGUAUCUGUAUAUUUAAUGAAAGGUAGUAAUUUAGACUAUAGAAUAGUAUUUAAAACUUAGAACUAUAUUUCAUGUACAAUGACAAGAAACAAAAAAAAAAUCAUAUAUUUCAAUAAAUUGUGUU